AUGUUCCAACGUUCCAGUACUCGAACGAGUGAUACUCCGAGCACAAGAUCAGCUCCGAGUUGGUUCCUUCUUCUCUCAUCACUCAUUCUCUUCCGAUUACUUUCUAGCCUUUUCACUACCACCUAUUUCAGUGCCGAUGAAUAUUAUCAAGGAAUUGAAAUUGCUCAUUCUCUUCAUUUUCCUCAACAUCCACAUAUCAUACCGUGGGAAUGGCAAUCGGAACAUGCACUGAGAGGUUAUCUUCAUCCCAUGAUACUCUCAGUGGGAUAUUACCUCAUGGAUUAUAUUCCUCAGAAAAUUAAUCAUGAAUCAUUAUUAUUUAAUAAUUUAUUUAAUCAUUUAAAGGGAAUGGAAAAGGAUGAAGAAAUGCAACAACAUCAAAUGAUAUGGAUGGGAUUUUUAGCAUGGUGGCUUCCUCGAAUGGUACAAGCAGUGCUCACAGCCAUCUCCGAUUACUUUUUGUAUUUAAUUUGUGUAAAAUAUUUUGAAAAUUGGAAAAUUGGAAUUUGGUGUUUAAUAAUUGCAUGUACAAAUUGGUUUCAUAUUUAUUGUGGAGUGAGAACAUUUUCCAAUACCAUGGAAAUGAAUGUCACACUUAUUGCAAUCUAUUACUUUCCCUAUUCAUUAAUAUCAAAAAAUCAAAAAGAACAUGAAAUCUCAUCCUCAACCACAGAAAGAGAAACAACCCUCAAUAGAAUAGAUAAUCGAUGGAAUCUAUGGAUAUUUUUUGCUGGCAUGGGAUGUGUCAUUCGUCCUACAAAUGCCAUUGUUUACAUUCCAUUGUUUUUAUAUCAAUUAUAUUGUGAGAAACAUAGACUUCGAUAUUUUACAAGUUUGUUUGCAUACAUAAUAUUUUGGAUUGCUGUAUCCGUGAGAAUUGACUCUCUCAUGUAUGGAAGGUUGACCAUUGUCAUUUUGAACUUUUUGGAGUUUAACAUUGUAAAAAAUUUGGCUCAUUUAUAUGGCACUCAACCGUGGCAUUGGUAUUUCACACAAGGAUUUCCAGUCAUUUUAUUGAGCUACUUCCCAUUCUACAUUUGGAUUAAUUAUUUCAACAAGGAAAUUCGAGCAAAAUAUUUCAAGUUGAAUCUGGUCAUUCUUUUUCCCAUUGUAUUGUAUUCCUUUCAGACCCACAAAGAAUUUAGAUUUAUUUAUCCUAUUCUUCCCCUAUGUUUUAUUUCGAUAGCUGAAUAUUGUUACCAAAAGUUGCAUGAACAGAAGAACCGUGUGAGUGUAUUUAACAUGAUGUUGGUUUUCGCAAUCUGUAUUCAAACAGUGGCAGUAAUAUAUCUUGGAAGAGUUCAUCAGAAUGGGCCUCAUCAAGUCAUGGAUUAUCUAAGGAUGGAAUACUACAAAGAGAAGGCUAAAUACAUGAACGUUAGCGGUGCCGAUCACAACCCAUUUUCCGUACACUUAUUGAUGCCAUGUCAUCAUACCCCAGGUUACGCCUUUCUCCAUCACCAUCUAUUUUCACCAUCUAACGGCAUCCAGCUUUAUCACUUGGAUUGCUCUCCUUUUGAUGGCAACAACACUCAAGCAGAUCAAUUUUACAGAGAUCCUGUCAACUUUACCAUUAAUCAAUCAAAAACCAUUCAAAGCGCAGACUAUGUGGUCAUGUAUGACACCAUGAGCAAAACUCUGAAACCGGUGCUGGAGAAUGAAUUCUCACUCACCAAACAAGCAUUCCACAUGCAUAAUUUCAUGCUUCAUGACAGUCGAAUGGGUCAACACAUGGACAUUUGGAAGAAAAAUCAGCGAUAA
Naegleria lovaniensis is the source of this 1761-nucleotide messenger RNA. RefSeq lists its product as uncharacterized. The transcript is spliced from 4 exons. Lineage: Eukaryota; Heterolobosea; Eutetramitea; Acrasida; Naegleriidae. Gene Ontology annotation, molecular function: alpha-1,2-mannosyltransferase activity. The record is from RefSeq and is a predicted model, not a curated record. Gene Ontology annotation, biological process: GPI anchor biosynthetic process. Bases 1 to 1761 code for a protein of 586 amino acids. Gene Ontology annotation, cellular component: endoplasmic reticulum membrane.